AUGGAAACCGUGAUCUUUGAAGAUUCACCCACUGCACACUAUCUUGAGGGCGAAGGAGAGAACAAUCAAGAAUGGGCUUCAACAACGACUACCAACGAGCCAAAACCACAAGCGGAGACGAUAUCUUUUGCUCCACUGGGUCGACCAACCCGGCAUCAGAAGUCGCGGAAAAAGCCCUCACGCAUACUCACUCUGGAGUCUCCUCUAGCGAAGGGCGCUGUGGCCCGUAUCCACAACACCUGCUCGACCGCUGUCCAUAGUCGCCUUGGUUGGACCGAGAAUGCACUCUUUCUGGAACAGUUCCGAUACGUCAUAGUUGCAUCUCAGCUGCUCAGUGAACACUCAAACCCCAAGACAUACAGACGCCAAACAUUCCCAGCGCCUUCUGAAGACGGUUCGCCGAAAUGGAGAAAAGAUGGAAGUUUCGUACCUAGCAGGCUAGGUCUUUCCCUGACCGGCGCAACCGCCUUCGCUCUUGCAUGGUCUGUACGUUGGUUACGGAGUAGAGCGAUUGUGCCAUAUGACCCAUCACAAAUAUGCCUGCUUGCGUCAGUUGCCGUCGCUAUCACUCUGACCUUGUACUACUACUUUCGACGGCAAUGCUUGCACUAUUUGCGUAUCCAAGCGAUUGAGAGCGCCUCUUCCCUGACAACUAAUGCACAAGAUUUCGAUGCUGCAGUUUCUGCAGGGAUCACGCUUAUACAAGAAGUAGAGCUCGUCUCUCGUGGUUACAAUAUAUGCAAUCCACUACCCCCUAUCACUCGACUCGAGGAAAGGAGCCAGAUUAAGCGAUGCGCACGCUUGCGGCGAACUAUACACAGAAUUCUAAUCUCAAUGUUUUCUCCUUACUACCAUGUGUACCAGAGUCUGAAGUCAUUUGCCGCUACACUCGACUUGGACAAAUAUUACGACAUUUACGAAAUCAGCCGGACGGAUUUGGAGGAUGCAGAGCUAGUUGCCAAUGUAAAGCUUGCCGAGAUUGAAGAUGCAGACACUCUUCAGGAUCUCAAGGUGGGCUUGCAGAAGCUUCAUAUUUUAAGGAAGCUCGUACUAUGUACUCUUUUAGCUUUGGACGCCGACGGUAGCAAGUCGGACUUUCGGAGGUGGUCAAUUGCAGUGGAGAUGAUGAGCAAUGUUACUUCACUUACCGUUAGAAUGAUAUCAAAUAUCGAUGAGGUGAUGGGAGAAGAGGAAGACUUCCCCACUCCCCCCACUCCGAAGAUACCGUUGACGCCCGGUAGAGAGCGCAUGCGAAGCCAAAUGCGACAAUUAGGCAACCUGUCUCAGGGGAUCCGUGGCCUCCAGGCGAAGAUGCGCCUCCUCCGGGACGAGUCUGACGAAGCACUGGAGCGUUCAGAUGAAGUCCCGGAAUCUAGCACAAAUCUGCUGGCACAAUAUGAUUCCAUUGGAGCUGAUCUGAAAGGUCUUAUCCAGGAAUGGGAGGAAGGAAAAGCGGCUUUAGCCACGAAUCUCGAGAAAAAGGAUCAUAAGAGAUCCUUAUCGUCCACUAGCAAUGCAUUCCCAGCCUCCCCCACAUCCAGCCUUUCCGGGGCCACUGCUGUCGGAGGAAGCCCCCAGGAUGCUCUACAGGCACUCAACGGAUUCUCGAAGCCUCCUCGAUCACGGUCCAGCACUAUGACGAGCAGCUCGAGUGAAGAAAUCUUCGAAGCCGUUGCCUUACCAAGGCAGAGGAGUACUUUGACAAGAGAAGAGAGGAUUGCCAAGACGAAGGAGGACCGCGUGAGGCAGACGAUUGUGAAGGAAAAAUUAAACGCUAAUACGCAUAUGCUCAAAGAGUUGGAAACGGUCAUCAAACUACGACCAAGGAGACGUACGACAGGACGACUUAGUAUCGUAUGA
Letharia columbiana is the source of this 1860-nucleotide messenger RNA. RefSeq lists its product as uncharacterized. NCBI's taxonomy places the organism in Eukaryota, Fungi, Ascomycota, Lecanoromycetes, Lecanorales, Parmeliaceae. The transcript has 5 exons. Gene Ontology annotation, cellular component: plasma membrane. Bases 1 to 1860 code for a protein of 619 amino acids. Gene Ontology annotation, molecular function: myosin binding. The record is from RefSeq and is a predicted model, not a curated record. Gene Ontology annotation, biological process: cell-cell adhesion.